AUGGAAGAAAGAAGAAUGCCAGUGUCAGAUGGAUUGUAUAGGUUGGAGUAUAAAAAUUGCUGGUGUGAAAUAGAGAAAUGUCAGGUGGGCGUAAGAGGGGGAAUAGAGUGGCAACUUGAAAUCACUGGAAAGCAAAGCAUCCAAAAGCUUAUUGAAUCGGGCAAGUAUGAUACUGGAGAGAACUUCACAGUUGUGUUACAGCCUUUCCUUCGGCAUAUGGAAGUCCCAAUUUUAGAUAAUGAACACCCCGAUGUCUCAUACUUUGCCCCUGACUGUUUCCAUUUAAGCAGGAAGUUCCACAUGCAGAUGUCAAGAUCUCUCUGGAAUAACAUGUUGCAGCCUGUGGGCAAAAAAUCUGAUUUUCAAGAUCUUACAGCAAAUAUCUCGCUGAGUUGUCCAACCCAGGAUCAACCCUUUCUUAGAACAUUCAAGAACAGCAACUAUACUUACCAAGGUUCGGACCCAUCUAUCAAACUUCCUGAGAAUUGGGGCAGCAAUCUCUUCUGUUCAGAAAACUUAACAUCCGAAACUAUUCCGACUUCAGUCCACAGGCUUCGACCUGCUGACAUUAAUGUUGUUGCAGCAAUGGGAGACUCUUUAACUGUAAGUAUCAAUUUUGCAAAUGAUGCAUAG
This is a messenger RNA of Rhincodon typus (whale shark), 633 nucleotides long. RefSeq names its product phospholipase B1, membrane-associated. Lineage: Eukaryota; Metazoa; Chordata; Chondrichthyes; Orectolobiformes; Rhincodontidae. Bases 1 to 633 code for a protein of 210 amino acids. Gene Ontology annotation, molecular function: A2-type glycerophospholipase activity; phosphatidylcholine lysophospholipase A1 activity; retinyl-palmitate esterase activity. Gene Ontology annotation, cellular component: brush border membrane. Gene Ontology annotation, biological process: phospholipid metabolic process. The record is from RefSeq and is a predicted model, not a curated record. The transcript has 7 exons.